Molecule: messenger RNA, 2906 nt
Organism: Nasonia vitripennis (jewel wasp)
Lineage: Eukaryota; Metazoa; Arthropoda; Insecta; Hymenoptera; Pteromalidae
Exons: 9
Coding region: 992-2887 (631 amino acids)
Biological process (GO): monocarboxylic acid transport; transmembrane transport
Molecular function (GO): monocarboxylic acid transmembrane transporter activity
Source: RefSeq, a predicted model, not a curated record
CUGACCAUACCCAAGACGAAGAACGUAUUAUUUGGAUUUAUCAACAAUUGGUGUGCUAACAAAAAUCUUUCUAUCGUUGUCUAAUCAUUUUACCGCGUUAGAUACAUGACUCUUUUGUAGAUUUCUAUAAUGUGAAACUCAUUUAUUUUGUGAUUAGAUCGGGUUGUCUGAUUUUGUGAUUCAACUAGUUAAGUAUAGCGAUAUAUGGCCUUACCUGGUCAGUUCCAUUUCACUUUUCUUUGUCAAACGUAAUGUGUACCUACUUAGUGUGAAAGCGAAUAGUGCAACGAUAGUUUUUGGUGAUUAGUUUUUUUCCUAUUUUUAUAACAACAUGAAUUAAUCGGUUUAAUGUGGUGAUUAAAAUAAAUAAAUGUCAUUAGUAGAAAUUUGACUCGGGGAAAAAAAUUCCAAAGUAUGCUGGAAAAAUUAACGUCAUAGAUGUGAAACGCAGAUAACAAAAACCUGUCAAGCAUUGGUGCAAUCAUUCUUGGACUACGCACCUGCUAUACACUCAUUUUUGUUUAAAAUCUGCAAUACAAAGAUGUAGUGCAUAAUUAAAGAUAAGGACUCAUGUACUUGAAACUCUGUGGACGUUAAUGUUUUGCAUAAAGUAAAUAUAAUUUUCCAGUGGCUAUUGGAAUCAACACUUCAAAUACAAAAGUCUUUCUGUUAUUUACAGUAAUGACAUUUUUAUCGACGAUCAAUAAUUCUAUUUUAAGAACAAACAAUUCAUUAGCUCUUUAAACCGAAGUUUAUUAUAGAAGUAAUAAGUUAUACAAGAAAAAGUAUUCACUAAAGUCGUAUUUAGAUUUUUAACGUUUCAUGACAUUGAAAUGACACAGCGGGAAUUGCCGAUCUUAUUGAUAGUAGCUUACGUGAUGAUAAUUUUUUUCAGCUAUAAGUGUUGUACAUUCAAUCUCAUAAGGAUAAGUAAUUAAAAAUCACGCAGAUUCAUAUUAGUUGAGACAAAAAGCUUUUGAAAAGAUUCAUAAUGACGAAAGUAAAAUAUGUCGUACCGGAUGGUGGUAUGGGAUGGGUAAUAGUACUCGCCUUUGCUUUGAACAACAUUGUAAUGAUACCGAUUAUCCAAAAUUUUGGCAUGAUCUAUGGCAGUGCUUUCAAACGAUAUGGCAUAUCGGCGACACAGUCGACUCUUAUAAUAAAUGUCAAUCAAGCGUUUGGUAUGGUGCUCGGCAUGAUGAAUGGACCAUUGUUACGCAAGUACGGCUACCGAAAGAUGGCUGUGGCAGGCUCUCUACUCUAUUCGGGCGGUGUAAUCUUGACCUCCUUUGGAUCGAGUUUGAAUCACUUUAUCAUUACAUACGGAAUGAUAACCUCUCUCGGCAUGAGUAUGGGGAUGUCCUCUUUUUCCCUCGCAAUAAAUACAUAUUUUAGAGAAAAAAGAGGUCGAGCUAUGGGCUUGGCCAUGACAAUUACGGGGAUAGGUCCAAUCGUCAUACCGUACUUAGUAUCAUUUUUAUUGUAUGAAUACGGCAAUGAGAGAACUAUGUUUAUAUUGGGAGGCUUAAGUUUAAAUUCUCUAGUUGGUGCAUUGUUGUUGCAUCCGAUAAAGUGGUAUGCAAAACCAGAGAAGGAAACAAAAGAAGAUUUGUCACCAACAAUUGAAAAAGAUCCUGAUAACGAUGAAUUUAGAAAAAACUACGUAACUCAAGAAUCUGCAUCUCUGCUAGGUGGUUCCACAGAAAAAUGCUUGUUCGAUGUAGAAAAUGACAAAAUACGCAAUCGCAAAAUAAGUCGGACUAUGACGAUUUAUAGUACUGAUUUUAACGAUGACAAUACCAGUAUUUACGGUUUUGAAAUGCCCAUUUCCAUGCAGAACGGCUCCCUUCUAGAUAUUAGGGAUUUGGGCACAGAACAAGAAGAUGAAAACACAAAAAACAAGGAGGAUAAAAUUAAAUUUCAAAGGCAAUUAUCUGCGGGUAAUGACGUGGCCGAGUUCAGACGGAGCAGCAGUUUCAGCGAAAUGAAAGCACGCAAAUUUAGUAUUGGUUCGCGAUACGGAGAUCUCGGUCUGACGAAGAAAGUCCUCACAGAGUGUCCUGAAGAGGAGAGAGAAUUCAUAAAAACUAACGGCGAUUAUUUGGAAAAUAAAACGAACAAAUCAGCAGUGCCGGCAUUCACGGAAAUAGUCAAGUUUUCCGAGCCCGAAGUGAAAAUUCCAGAGAGACCAGAAUCCCUAAUCAAACGUUUAUUUAUUGCCAUAAACAAAUUCUUCGACCUGGACCUCCUCCGCGAUCCUGUUUACGUCAACAUAAUGAUGGGCAUGUCUCUGGCCAUAUUCGCCGAGUUCAACUUUUCAACCCUGACUCCGUUUAUCCUGAAAGACAUGCAUCUUACGGAUGGUGACAUCGCUAAGGUGAUGAGCUCCGUCGCGUCCACGGAUCUUAUACUCAGGGCGGUGUCGCCCUACAUUGGCGAGUUCCUGCGCAAGUCUCCUAGGAUGAUGUAUCUCGUCAGUCUCUUCCUGCUCAUCAUCACGAGAACGGGGUUGCUGAUGGUGGAGCAGUUCUACCUCAUAGUAGUUGUUGCCUUCGGUCUUGGUGUUGCCAAAGGUGUCAGGACGGUGUACAUGACACUCGUGAUACCCAGUCACGUUCCGCUGGAGAAACUCGCGAAUGCCAGCAGCAUCCAGUCGCUGGUUAAUGGAUUCUUCCUUAUGGUCAUUGGACCGUGUUUGGGUGUGAUAAGGGACCUCACCGGUAGCUACGUGUACUGCAUCAUACUGAUUAACGGCGUGACCUCGAUCACCAUAAUAAUGUGGCUCAGCGAAUUCGGAAUCAAGCGCAUCUUGAGGAUAAGAAAGCAGGGAGGAGGAACCAGCGAAAAUUUGGAGCAGGAUAUCCUUAAAAAAGUCGAAUCUCAAUAAAAUCGCAGCGCUCGUUAAA